Molecule: messenger RNA, 5023 nt
Organism: Vidua macroura (Pin-tailed whydah)
Lineage: Eukaryota; Metazoa; Chordata; Aves; Passeriformes; Viduidae
Gene: LEKR1
Product: leucine, glutamate and lysine rich 1
Exons: 12
Coding region: 53-2020 (655 amino acids)
Source: RefSeq, a predicted model, not a curated record
GCCCCGAGCCCCCCGCCGCUCCCGGAGCCCGCCGCCGAGCCUGCGGGAGGCCAUGGAGCGGCGCGGCCCCGUCCACGCGCUGCCCGAGGAGAUCCGCAAGAUGUCCCGGGAGCAGACAGUGUGCAAAUACUGCGGGGUCAGCUACCUGACACUCCAUGAGUUUAAGGUGAUGGAAGACAAAGUCAAAGCAAUGGAGAAGGAGAUUAAAGUUUAUAAGGGAAGUCUAGAACGGGAGCAGAGGCUUCAGGCAGAAUUGCAGGCUCUUCACCACGACCUUGAGCGCUGCCGGGCUGAGAGCGAAUCCAAAACUGAAAGGAUAAAAACCCUGACAGUGGAACUUAAAACCAAGCAGGAGGAGAUGAAAUCUGUGAAAGCUGAUUUGCAGUAUUUCCAGGAGGAGAAGGAAGCUGCCUACAAGCAGUCACAGGUGCUCAGAACUACCCUGGAACACCAUUGCUCCACCCUGAACAAGGCUGUCUCACUGUUCCCCUUCAUUAGAAGUGAACUAGACAGUAUUAAAGAGGUCAUCUCCACCAACAUGGAGAACUUUGCUGCCAUGAAGGAAGAAAUUUUUCGGCAAAUAAAAGCCAUGAGCAAAGAAGCUCUGACAGAAAUACCCAAAUUGAACCAAAGAUUGGCAAAAUCCCAGCGGGAGAACGAGUGUCUCCAGGAGAAGGUCAAACACCUCACUGAGGUGGCUGACACAGUUGAGCUGAAAACUCAGCAGCUCCAAACUUCCCUUCAGCAGGGGAACGAGCUCCAGAGUCGGUGCCGGGAGCUGCAGAAGGAAACUCUGGAUUUAACAAAUCAGGUGGAGACAGCUGGCCUGCAGCUGCAGAAGGUGACAGCAGAGAUGGACCACUACAAGAAGCUGUUGCUGGUGAAGUCAACAGAACUCGAUGUCUGUCAAAAAGAACUGAAAAAGAUCAAAUAUGAGAAUGGAAUUGCUGAGUCCAGACUUACAAAAGAGCUGAAGGAAAAGGAGGAAUCCCUUCUCGUUUGCCAGCAAGUCUGCAAACAUUUACAGGAGGAAGUGGCUGAGAAAGAAAGGAGAGAAGAAGAUCUGAAAAGAAGAACUGGGAGAUCAGAGAGUGAGCUGGAAACCCUUAAAGCUCUCCUGAGCCAAACAGAGCAGGAGGUGCUGAUGCUGAAACAGGAAAGGGAGCUGCUGAAGAGCAGGACGGAGCAGCUGCAGGAGGCACUGAGGCAGAAGGUGCAGAGUGAGGACUCCUGGAGGGACAAGCUGGAAAUGGACCUGGCCAAAGGGGAGGCUCGGCACAAAGAAGCAAUUCUGAAAGUCAGGGAAGAGGCCAGAGUGGAGCUGGAGCUGGAGAGAAAAAACCAGCAGGAGCUGAUCACAAAAUACCAGAGGGAACACGAGGAGCUCCAGCAGAAGAUCCCAGGUUUAAUAUCCAGUGCCACCAAGAGCUUGAGGAUGGAGAUGGAAAUUCUGGAGAAGAAGCUCCAAGAUGCCCAAAUGAAAGUGGCAGAGAAGGAUGGAGACAAGGAAAAAGAAAUCCAGAGCCUUAAAAGGCUCAUCAGUGAGCUUGAGUUCCAGCUGACCAUGGAAAAGAGCAACAAUGAAUCAUUCCUGGAUAAACUGAGGAAAGAAAUUAAGCACAAGUCAGAUGAACUGGAAAAAUUAACCCAGGAGAAGACACAGCUGAUUCACAGUUUGAGUCAAGUUCAAGAGGAGAAUUCCCUGCUGCAGGACACGGUGCGCCGGGAGUGCGAGGAGCGCUUCGAGCUGACGGCGGCGCUGGGCCGGGCCCGGGAGCAGGUGCUGGAGCUGCGGAGGCUCAGCGGGACCCUCCCGGCCUCGCCGCGCUCGCUCCCCGCCGGGGAUCUCCGCCUCUCCGGAGCCCUGGGCACGGCCAGGGCUGCCCGCGGCCCCGGCUCGGGCCGGCACGGCGCCGGCAGCGCCGGAUCCCUGGAUCUUCCCAAGGCAAGGGCGGCCGCGCUGAGCGAGCCCCGGGGCCGGGUCCCCGCCGGGAUGAGGCACCGGCCGAGCCAGCUCUGACAGCUCCGCCUGGGAAACCAUUCCGGCCUCCGAAGGAACACCUCCCGAACUCAUCCAUCCCUACAAGUUAAAAUCCAGUUAAGUUUUUGUUUAUAUUUGGUGCAAUAACUUUUAUCUGUCCAUUAAUUUAUUCAUGGUGUAAUUAAAUUAACUGCCGGGCGCAUUUCAAGAUGAGAAAAGGAAAAAGAGCGUCUCCAAGAGGAGCACAAAGAGCAGCACAUCUUCAAUGAGUGGGAUUGAAAUCAGAAAACCCCUGGAUCCCAGAAGGUUUGGGUUGGAAGGGACCUUAAAGUUCAUCCCAUUCCAAUGCUCUGGCCCUGGGUAGGGAGUAAUGGCCCAGCAUCACAGGAUCCAGGAUGGAUGGGGCUGGGAGCAGCCUGGGACAGGAACUGGAGGAGCUUUGAGGUCCCUUCCAACCCAAACCAGUCUGUGAUUCCUUGAUUCCAUCAUCUCAAACCUGGGCUCUUCUCCCCCUCUUUGUGUCCUGGAGCAGCAGCUGCAGUAAAGGGGGAGCGUGGCCAGGGAGGAGCAGCACGUAAAAUAACGGAGCAGGAAUGGGAUCACGGCUCUGGCACGAGGGAGUGGCCAGGUCCUGGAGGCAAACCAAGUCCAGAACAAAUAUUUCCCUUCUCCCCCUUCCUCCCAGAACCCAGAACUCCUGCUGCUAAGCAAUAAACAAAAUAUGGAAAUGUCAGGGACCCUUUUUUACUGGCUUUGAAAACAAUUUAAUGAAUCUCACCGUGUCAAGGAAAGUUUACCAAGUGUUUUCCAUGGUGGGAUGACAGGCAGAGCACAAAGUGCCACGGAGGACGUGGACACCUCAUUACAGCCCUGAAACUUUAGGAAAUCAAACUUCCUGCAGGAAGUUCUUGUAAGAGUGGUGUCAGGAACCUUGCCCUCCAGGACUCGUGGCACGUGGCAAAGCCAAAGCUCCAGGGACAAACGUGUCCCUGUGGAUCCUGCCCUGCUGGCCGUGGGCAGCACUCCAGCCCUUCCCUUGGAGAAAACAUCCCAUGGCAAGGGGCUGUCCUGUCCUUCCCUGCUGGAAAGGCUUCAGUUUGCCCCUGGCAGAGCUGGGGGUGGUGCCUGCUCUGGAGGGAGCUCCUACAGCCCUGACCCUUUGCAGAAGGGAUCCCCUGUGCCAGGGAGGGACAUGGGGCUCGGUGGGCUGGGGCUGUGUGAGCCCCAGGCACAUCCCUGGUGUGGCCAAACCCCUCCUGACUGACCCUGCCAGCAGCGUGGGGCCAGGGGGAUCCAUCCCGCUCCCAGGGCACAAAGGGACAGCACAAGAGGAGCUCUGGAAUCUCAGCCAGUGCCUCAGUGUGGCUCAUCCUUUUCCCACCUGAAGUCACCCAAAAUGUAAUGUUCUCCACAGAUGAUAUGAUGGAGAGUCCAGCCCCUGUCUGGUCCUGCUGCUCCUUCAGCAGAAAUUGGGAUCAGCACUGGCCAUGCACAGCUUGCCAUGGAUAUCACUUCAUUCCCACUGGGAUAUCACAAACCAAAGCUGGGAUGAUCACUAGACCUUGCUCUGAGGUGUGUGUAGGAUCUGAGAUCCCGACUGUGCCUUGCAGAUGGAGUUUUUCUACAAAAGAAAAAAUUGGACUGCAGGAAAAAGCAUCUUAGUUCCUAAGCAGUGUUAAAAGUGCAUGGAAAUAGAAACUGAUGCCACAGAUCAUUAAAACGUAUUAAUCAGAACAAAAGCAUGACUGUCUUUCUUUGUACUGUGCAUUUUCAAUACCAAAAUAAGAGUAGGAUAAUGAAACUGGGGAAAUUUCCUUUUGCAGACAACCCCCCACAGCUGCAUUUUUAGUUAGUUAAAACAGGCCCUUAUUUCCAUCAUGAAAAUUCCAUGUUGAAUUUUGUCCUUGGUGGUUACAGGUGGUUGAGAGUGCCCUGCUGAAGGAAGAACAAACCCCGAACAGCUGUGAUGGUGUGAAACACUAAUCCAGGGUUUCAUCCUCACAGCACAGCAUUCAUUGGGGUGGGAUGAUAAAAGGGCACUGCCUGAAAUUAAUGCUGGGGGGGAUUUUCACCAGGAAUGUGAUUUGUGUGGGGCAUCUGGCGUUGCCCUGGGAGCUGCUCCCAGGUCAUGGCCAGCUCCCAUGGAUUGUUCUCCUUGGCCCUCCAGGCUCUGGAGUGAUCCCACCCUGCUCCACCCGGAGUGGGGACAGGGCUCAGUGCCCCGUGGGACUCUGCUCCUGCCCAGGGAGCCAAGGGAUGGGCACAGGUGCCACCAGACCUCUCAGGAGGAUGGAGACCCUUCCACGGAGGGGGUUGGCCCAGGGUGUUUCUGAGGCCCCUUUUCCAGGGCCCACCCUCCCCUCUGUUCCCUGCCGUGGGAUGUGGCUGAGACCAGCAGGGCUCAGGCACUGGUGCCAGGCAUGGAAUGAACUCAGGGUGGGAAAUGUCAGGGAAAGGGGGAAUAAGCCAGGGGGUCCAGAUGGGAGGAAAGAGCUGACAUCUGGAAAGGAAAGUCUCAGUGUGAGAGAGAGGAAAAUGCCCUCCCCUGGAGCUGUGCAGCCAGGGAGGAUCCCUGGGCAGUGGUGCAGCCCCUGUGCUUGAGUCAUUCCAAGUGGGUGGGAAAAAUCCAUGGAAAAUGUCCUGGCAGGAGCAGCCCUGCGCUGCAGGAGCGGCUGAACCGAGUGCCCCAAAGGGGAUUUUCCAUCUCCUGAUUAAUGGGAUGUGGAAAGUGGUUUGGUUUGGCCUGGCACCACUCCAGGGAGCAAUGCCCAGCUGGCAGGACGUGCCUGGAGCUCUGGGAAAGAGUCCUGGAAGAAAUCUGGUGGGCAGAGAGGAAAGGAGCCUGGAGAGCCACGGAAUGCAGCAGGUUCUUCUUCCUGCUGGAGGGUCACACUCUGUCCUUCACCAUCACCAUCAUCAUUGUCACUGACUGCAUUGUGUUGGAAGGACCUUAAAUCCCAUCCAGCCCCACCCCAGCCAUGGCAGGGACACCUCCCACUGUCCAGGCUGGCCUUGGGCAGUGCCAGGAUCCAGGGGCAGCCA